Molecule: messenger RNA, 1087 nt
Organism: Felis catus (domestic cat)
Lineage: Eukaryota; Metazoa; Chordata; Mammalia; Carnivora; Felidae
Product: 60S ribosomal protein L35a-like
Exons: 1
Coding region: 96-428 (110 amino acids)
Biological process (GO): cytoplasmic translation; ribosomal large subunit biogenesis
Cellular component (GO): ribosome; cytosolic large ribosomal subunit
Molecular function (GO): structural constituent of ribosome
Source: RefSeq, a predicted model, not a curated record
GGAAAGUUCAGUUAAAAAUAAUUACUUGCUUGCUCUUUCCGCCAUCUUGGAACCCGUGGAGGCCUGCUGGGAACAGGACUCCUGAAACGACAAAUAUGUCUGGAAGGCUGUGGUCCAAAGCCAUUUUUGCUGGCUAUAAGCGGGGUCUCUGGACCCAGAGGGAGCACACAGCUCUUCUUAAAAUUGAAGGUGUUUAUGCUCGAGAUGAAACUGAAUUCUGUCUAGGCAAGAGAUGUGCUCAUGUGUACAAAGCAAAGAACAACACAGUGACUCCUGGUGGCAAACCAAAUAAAACCAGAGGAAUCCGGGGAAAAGUAACUCAUGCUCAUGGAAACGGUGGCAUGGUUCAUGCCAAAUUCCGAAGCAACCUUCCUGCUAAAGCCAUUGGCCACAGAAUCUGUGUGAUGCUGUACCCCUCAAGGAUUUGAACUAACUGAAAAGUAAAUACAUAAAGGUGUAGAUUUGUUCUCUUGUAAAAAAAACCAAAUUACUUGCUUGCACAUAUUUUCAAAUGUGCUAAAAGCAAACCAUUUAUAAAUAUGCUUAAAUCAUGACAUAUUCACAGGCUCCAGUCAUCAGGGGGAGGAUCUAGAAGGUCUGGAGUGCUCACAUAAAAGUGUGCGAUCUGCUAACGUGACCUCUGAGUCAAUGAAAAGUAAAGAAAUAUGCAGAGGUUUCCCUGGCCUGUGGUCAUCUUAAAACUAUGGUUCUGAACAAUCCCAGGAAAGAGAACCAAGGAUGCAAAAUCCCAUAGAAGUUCCACAAGGAAAACACAACACAAGUAACUUUCUUUUGAGUCUUCAAGAUGAAUUUUUCUCUUUAAGUGGUUAAUUGCAAAUUUGAGUCAAGAUACAGUUUAUCCAUUUAACAAAUAUUGAGCGUUUACUAACGUGCCAGCCACUAUUCCAAGCACUGGGGAUACUUUAGAGAACAGGACAAAUAAAACCUCCUCCCUUUUGUGACAUUUACGUUUCAGGGACUUGGUCUGAAGACAAUUUGUGAGAGUAACAUUUUAAUCACCUAAAAAUCCAGAAAAAGAAACACUAAACAUUUAAAGCCAGAGACUUAAAUUGGAAUUGAAAGUAGU